Messenger RNA from Mycena indigotica, 951 nucleotides. RefSeq lists its product as uncharacterized. Lineage: Eukaryota; Fungi; Basidiomycota; Agaricomycetes; Agaricales; Mycenaceae. The record is from RefSeq and is a predicted model, not a curated record. The transcript is spliced from 8 exons. Bases 1 to 951 code for a protein of 316 amino acids.
AUGUUUGCAACACAAGCUUCUCUUGACGACCACUAUCGCGGGAAGCCUAGUCAUCCCAACUGCCCACGCUGCAAUAAAGGGUUCCCGGACAAGUCAGCUGUCGAAGUGCACUUUGCUAUAGCACAUCGAAAAGAGAAGUGUGACUGUGGCUUGGAGGUCUACGAAGAAGAUCUGAGCGGCCAUUUCCUCCAUUCCCCCUUGCAUCCUGUGUGCCCCAUCUGCACGGAAGGUUUCAAGACCCAGUCCGAUUACUCGUCGCAUUGCAAAGAACUGCACCCAGAACAUUACUGCGAGCCAUGCUCGAUGCAGUUGUUCUCCGACGAGCACCAGCAAGCCCAUUGGAAAGAGUCCAUCGUUCAUCCCAAGUGUGCUAAGCUAUGCGGGAUUGGUUUCGCCAAUAUUGCGGCCUUCAAUGAGCAUAUGAUAAAGGAGCACGGAGAUGUCCUUCGCAGGGUUGGCUGGACGUCCAGAUCUACAGACCCACAGACUGCCUUGCCACAUCCUAGUGCCGAUACAAAUAAGAUGUGGUCUUCUACAAAGAAUCACAAUUCUACCAUGGAGUGGACGUCCACCCAGCAUCCAGAUUCAUCGGGAACUCCUGCUGCAUUAGGCAAGCACGGGGUUGAUCCACGCUUCUCUCAGGCAACACCCAGAGCUCAUCGCGAUCCUGCUGUAAGCAUGCCUGCGCGUGCCCCAUCUCAAGUUGAAUGCGCAGCCAACGGGACUAUCCAUCGUCUUCCGUCUACCUGGAGCGUGGAGUCAGUCGCCAACGCGGCUCGGCUACACUCCCAUAGCACAGAAGCUCCCAGCUCUUCUUCCUCGCAGAGUUCCACGGGCUGGAGUCGUCUCUCUGGCGGCUGUGAUGUCACUGCUGGACGACGUGCCCCUGCUCAGUUCGAAUGCCCCCACUGCCUGAACUUGCUCGUUGUUGCCACUGCCAGUGUGAGAUAG